This is a messenger RNA of Erigeron canadensis, 2845 nucleotides long. RefSeq lists its product as uncharacterized. The record is from RefSeq and is a predicted model, not a curated record. Gene Ontology annotation, biological process: recombinational repair. Gene Ontology annotation, molecular function: ATP hydrolysis activity. The coding region runs from base 1 to 2784 and encodes 927 amino acids. The transcript has a single exon. Lineage: Eukaryota; Viridiplantae; Streptophyta; Magnoliopsida; Asterales; Asteraceae.
AUGACUGAAGAAGAACAAUAUGCCAAAAUAAAUCUCACAAUCAAGAUAUCAAAUCCAACACAAAAUGAAAUCUUGAAAAACAAUGACAACAUUGUUAGAUUUACACCAUCAUCAUCUUUGCACAACUCUCCAUCUAUAAUAUCUCCUGCAUCUUCAGCCUUUUUUUCAGCCCUGCAGUCUCCUUAUAUAUCUCCUAGAGCCAUUUCAGAUGACCAAAAUAAUGUAUCUACAACCACAACUAAUAGCACACCAACUACAUUUACUCAACCUUCUAGUCCAAGUACUUCCUACACUCCCACAUCAGAAAGAUACAGUUUUUCUGAUGCCACAAAGAUAAAUGUUAAUGAAAAUGCAAAUGGGCCAGUCCCUCGUGUAUCGUUUUCGUUUCCGGUUCCUCGAGUUUCUUUAUCAAAAGGGUGUGUAUCAUCACCAGGGUCUAAUGCCAAACUAAGAAGUUGUGAUGUUUACAUAGGAUAUAAUGGUCAAAAUCCAAACUUGGUUAGGUUCUGCAAAUGGGUCAAGUCAGAACUUGAACUACAAGGCAUUGCUUGCUUUGUUGCAGAUAGAUCAAAGUAUGCAGAUGCUCAAAGUCUUGAGAUUGCUGAUAGAGUGAUGUGUUCAGUCACAUUUGGGAUUGUUGUUGUGACAAAAUGUUGUCUUGUGAAUUACUUUAGUAAUGAGGAAAUAAGGUUUUUUGGACAAAAGAAGAAUUUGAUCCCAGUGUUUUUCGAUACAAAUCUAAAUGAAGCUGUUGAGUUUCUUGCAAGAAAUUCAGAUGGUAAAGAAUGCAAAGAAGCAAUAGAAUGGUUGAUGAAAUACCAUGAGUGUAAACUAGAAGCAAAUGAAGGUAAUUGGAGAUGUUGUGUAUCUAAAGUUGCAGGAAUUUUGAGGGGAAAACUUGGUAGGAAAAGUGUGGCUAAUAAAGAAAUUGAAAAUCUUGAUGAAAUCCCAUUUCCUAAAAACAGAUUUUUCAUUGGUAGGGAGAAAGAGCUUGCAGAGAUUGAAAACGCUUUUUUCGGAUGUAAAGAUUUUCAAGAAAGUGAAGGCACAACAGCUAGAUCAUCUGAGGGACUUGCAGAUGAAGAAAGUGAGGUUUUGAUUGCGAGAAAGUUGUUGAAAAGGCCCAAGUAUAAGAAAACAAAGAGUGGGAAAUACAAGAAUUUCGGAAGUAGUGUGGUGUGCAUCAAUGGUGGAUCCGGAAUGGGGAAAACAGAAUUGGCAUUGGAGUUUGCUUAUAGAUAUUCAAAUAGAUAUAAGAUGGUUAUUUGGGUUGGUGGCGAAGGGCAACAUUUAAGGCAGAAUAUACUGAAUUUGUCUUUAAAUUUUGGGCUGGAUGUAAGUGCAGAUAUUGAGGAAGAAAGAGGAAGGAUCAGGAGCUUUGAUGAGCAAGAAACCGAAGCAUUUAAAAGGGUAAAACGAGAGCUGUUUCGUGAUAUGCCAUUUUUGUUGAUCAUAGAUAAUCUUGAAACCGAGAACGAAUGGUGGGAUGGGAAAGACUUACAUGAUUUGAUACCAAGAAACACUGGGUCAACCCAUGUGAUUAUAACAACUAGGCUGCCAAAAGUAAUGAGUUUUGAGACAAUGCAGCUUCAAGCGUUGCCAUUGCCCGACGCUAUGAUGUUAGUAACAGGGAGACAAAAGAAAGAAUAUUCGGUUGAAGAGGUUGAAUAUAUAGGGAAGUUUCAUGAGAGGUUGGGGAGGUCAAGUUUCGGGCUAUGGGUGAUUGGUUCAUUGCUAUGUGAGCUUAGUAUAUCGCCCUCAGCUCUCUUUCAAUCCAUCAACGAAAUCCUUAUAGACCAGACUUCAUGCCAUUCGGAUGAACCAUUUUGGGAAAGCAAUCUCUUUCUCCUCAAAGUUUUGAUUUUUUGCAUUAUGGUUUUGAAUGAAACUAAAAAUCAUCUUGCCUUGAAAAUGCUUCUAGCUGGGGUUUGGUUUGCACCGUCACCCAUCUCAGCAAAUCUACUAGCCAAUGCAGCUAGCCACAUGAGUCCAUCUUCAAACAGGUUCAAGAAAUGGGCCAAGUGUGUAAAUCUGACAUCCUUCUGUUGUUCGGGUUUUAUAAAGAGCCAUUCAUGGAAAACCGAAGAAGAUUCAGCUCUUGUGUUAGUUAAACUAGGCCUAGCUAAAAGAAGCAACAGGCAGCCCGAAUGUAGCAUCAUGUUUCACCCCAUAACUCAAAUUUUCGCAAAAAGAAAAGGAGGUUUACUCUCGGCAAAAACAACAAUCCAAAGCAUAAGGAAGAUAGGAAACCCGAUAUUAAACUCAGAUCAUCUUUGGUCUUCUGCUUUUCUAGUAUUCGGAUUUAAAUCCAACCCACCACUCGUUCAACUCAAACCAUUUGAAAUGGUUCAGUUCAUAAAAAAGACAGCUCUCCCCUUAGCAGUCCUAUCAUUCACAACUUUCUCCAGAUGCAACUCAGCCUUAGAGUUGCUAAAAGUCUGCACAAACGUGCUUGAAGAAGUUGAGAAAUCAUUCGUGUCACAAACACAGGAUUGGUGCCAUGGAGCUUUACGCUGGAAGAAGAAAAAGAGAACAGACACGAACUCAAACUUCAACUACAGAAUUGAUGAGUAUGUAUGGCAAGAUGUAACGCUGCUUAAGGCGACAUUGUUAGAGACAAGAGCUAAAUUGUUGUUAAGAGGUGGCCAUUUUGAUUAUGGUGAAGAGCUUUGUAGAACCUGUAUUAGUAUUAGGACAGUUAUGCUUGGGCAUAAUCAUGCUCAAACUUUGGCUGCUCAAGAAACUUUGUCCAAGUUAGUUAGAUUAAGAAGUAAAGUAAAAUAAAAUCUGAUCAAGCUUUUUAUUCUAAGUUUUGUUCAAUAAUAAUAGUGAUAGUUAAUGAUCA